ACUGUUAUUAGCAGCUGAGCAUUUAUUCAGGUUCUCGCUGCUGUUAUGUUAAAUAACAUUUUCAGUUCAACAAAAUCUAGGCAACCACGGAAAAGUUGUGUAAAAAACGUGUAUUUAUUCCAUUAAGUACACGUACACAACAUGUCAGACAUCGAUGUCCUUUUGCCGGCGGCUGCGCCAACACCGGCGGCUGCUGCCGAGGGUCAACAACAACAGCAGCAGCAACAAAACCAGCCAACACGCAUGGAGUCUUUUUUCGCAAUGACAAAAUCGUUGAUUCUGCGGGCACUAAUUAUUUACUUUGUAAGUUCCUUCUUCCGGCGGCCACAGCCUAAUGCAACGCCAGAUCAAGCCGUUGCAAAUGCGGGUCCAAAAAUAACCGCAUGGAACUAUUUUGAGAAUGGCACAGAUUUUGAUUUGCACAUCUGGCUAUCCGAGGAGCCGGAUGUGGUGAACUUCCAACAGAAGAACAAUCUUCUGUGGCUGCAAGAGGACCUUACCUACGGGGAUUGGAUCUCGGGUCCCACAGGUAACGGCAUUUACACGCACACUCUCAAAAUUAAAGCCAGUCCACAUCUUCUGAACAACGGCAGCGUCUAUUUGCACGCAUUUGUCACACGUGCUGGUGAAAGUCCAGAUCCGCAAUCGCCUAAAUACUCAAAACAUGGCCACAUGGGCCAUCAACAGCAUCAACUGAACAAGUUCAAGAAGCUGCGUGUGAAUCGCAACUACAAUUUGUUGGCCAGCGAAAAGGAGAAGUUGGAGCAUGAGCUGAAACAUGCCAAUCUCAAGGAUCAGAUUGUCUCGCACUGGCAUUCAAACUUGACCGUCAAUCUUGUCGUGGAUCAGACGAACUGGGCACAGGGAAGCGUGCCCUCGCCCCUUGAUGAGUAUGUCAAAUUUGUCGAUGGAGGCAAAACGUAUCUGCCGAUUGUCUUUGUCAACGACUAUUGGAAUCUGCAGCGCGAAUACUUUCCUAUUAACGAAUCCACGCCUGAGUUAGACCUACAUCUGACCUUCCAGCCGUUGGGCAUGUUUAAGUGGCAGCUUUAUGCAGCUAAGCAGAUGAAGAGCAAGUGGGCCGGCAACGUGCUUGGCGAGAUAAUGGCAGCCAGUGCUCCUGAGGAGACAGACGAGGACCAGGACUCACUUAAAGAAACUCUGCUAGACACUAAUAUCUACCUGCUCGGAAUCACUGUGGCAGUCUCCAUACUGCACUCGGUUUUCGAGCUACUCGCCUUCAAGAACGACAUUCAGUUCUGGAACAAUCGGCAGUCGCUGGAGGGUCUCUCCGUGCGAUCCGUGUUCUUUGGUGUAUUCCAGUCCCUUAUCAUUCUACUCUAUGUGCUUGACAACGAGACCAAUUUCAUGAUACGGAUAUCCUGCUUCGUAGGUCUCGGCAUUGAGGUGUGGAAAAUACACAAGGUCGUCGACGUUAACUACAACAACCAGCAAAAGGUGCUGGGCAUUUUUCCACGUAUCAGUUUCAACGAUAAGGGCUCGUACUCAGAGAGUGCUACCAAGGAAUACGACAAGUUGGCCUUCAAGUACCUGGGCUGGGCUUGUUUCCCCUUGCUAGUGGGCUACUUCAUCUACUCCCUGCUGUAUAACGAGCAUAAGGGCUGGUAUUCGUUUGUACUGAAUAUGCUGUACAGCUACCUAUUGACGUUUGGAUUCAUCCUGAUGACUCCGCAGCUGUUCAUCAACUAUAAGCUGAAAUCGGUUGCCCAUCUGCCUUGGCGCAUGAUGACGUACAAAUUCCUUAACACCUUCAUCGACGACAUUUUCGCAUUCGUCAUUAAGAUGCCCACCAUGUACCGCAUCGGCUGCUUUAGGGACGACAUCAUAUUCUUUGUUUUCCUCUAUCAGCGCUGGCAGUACCGCGUGGAUUUGAAGCGUGUGAACGAAUUUGGAUUCUCCGGCGAGAUGGAGGAGCAGGCUGCCAACAAACGAAUUGAGGGAGAAGCCCAUGCCAACCAGCCAGCUGGUGCUAUAGAAGCAACGCCGAAUGCCGAGGCCCCCAAAGCAGCGCAGAAUGCGACGCCAACCAAAAAGACAGCCGCACAAAAGAAACAGGAUUAGAUAAGCAGUGCAUCCAAUCCAAGAUAUAUGCAUUAGAACAAUUUUAACGGCAGUUAUAAUACAUACACAUUACUUGUCUAUGUGUGCGCUAAGUACACACAAAUAUAAGCAAAAAUUCAGUUUCAGUAUACAUAUAGUCAAACGGUUAAUCUACCGUCGUAGUUACGAACAUAUUCUAGAGUAAUUUAAUAUAUGUGUAUUCUGUUUGUUUCCCGGGCUAUUAACAGUGGUCCAUAGCAUCGGGUGCUGAAAUAAAUUCAGUGUGAGAGAA
This is a messenger RNA of Drosophila hydei, 2353 nucleotides long. RefSeq names its product cleft lip and palate transmembrane protein 1 homolog. Gene Ontology annotation, cellular component: endomembrane system; membrane. Bases 142 to 2082 code for a protein of 646 amino acids. The transcript has 2 exons. Lineage: Eukaryota; Metazoa; Arthropoda; Insecta; Diptera; Drosophilidae. The record is from RefSeq and is a predicted model, not a curated record.